This is a messenger RNA of Solea solea (common sole), 4657 nucleotides long. RefSeq names its product palmitoyltransferase ZDHHC3-like. The coding region runs from base 245 to 1180 and encodes 311 amino acids. The record is from RefSeq and is a predicted model, not a curated record. Gene Ontology annotation, cellular component: Golgi apparatus; endoplasmic reticulum. Lineage: Eukaryota; Metazoa; Chordata; Actinopteri; Pleuronectiformes; Soleidae. The transcript has 7 exons. Gene Ontology annotation, molecular function: protein-cysteine S-palmitoyltransferase activity. Gene Ontology annotation, biological process: protein targeting to membrane; peptidyl-L-cysteine S-palmitoylation.
GAUACGGAACAGCUGCAGUGUGUCCGAAGGAUGCUCCUCUGUCAGGUGAGAUACAGCAGCAAAAAUAAUGGUAAAUAAUUGGAAUUGAAGACACUCAGAUGCUCCUGGGCGUAUCCCGCUUUACAACUACAUGGAAGGACACCGACGAGAGGAUGGAAACAGCAUGCGGUGACUGAGGCCUGAAGGCACGGUGUGUCCAGUGGUGGUGGCAGCAGCAGCAGCAGGCAUCUUGCUUAGAUGAAGGAUGAAGAGCCCGGUGCACAGAUGCAGGGACGUAGAACAUGGCCGUGGGCAGACCGGGAAUGGGGCAGGAAGCAGCUUCCUACAGGCUGAGCAGCGCAUCCCUAUCCCCAAAGAUGUUAUCACUUCUUCCUCCGCCUCUGCCAUGUGGUUCAUCAGGGACGCCUGUGGCAUUGUGUGCGCCAUCAUCACUUGGCUGCUUGUGUUGUAUGCCGAGUUUGUGGUGCUGUUUGUAAUGCUGCUGCCCUCCAAAAGUCUGACAUACAGCAUUGUGAAUGGGACCCUCUUCAACACUCUGGCCUUCCUUGCCCUCGCCUCACACCUCAGGGCCAUGUGCACUGACCCUGGUGCAGUACCAAAGGGGAAUGCUACUAAGGAAUACAUCGAAAGCCUCCAGCUAAAACCAGGGCAGGUGGUCUACAAAUGCCCCAAGUGCUGCAGCAUCAAGCCGGACCGGGCCCAUCACUGCAGUGUUUGCAAACGCUGCAUAAGAAAGAUGGACCACCAUUGCCCCUGGGUCAAUAACUGUGUUGGAGAGAACAACCAAAAGUAUUUUGUACUUUUCACAAUGUACAUUGCACUAGUUUCUCUCCACUCUCUGACCAUGGUGGUCUUCCAUUUCCUCAACUGCUUUGAAGACGAUUGGACAAAAUGCAGCACCUUCUCUCCCCCAGCCACAGUCAUCCUCCUCAUACUCCUGUGCUUUGAGGGCCUCCUCUUCCUCAUCUUCACCUCUGUGAUGUUUGGCACCCAAGUCCACUCCAUCUGUACCGACGAAACAGGUAUAGAGCAGUUGAAAAAGGAAGAGAGAAGAUGGGCUAAAAAAACUAAGUGGAUGAACAUGAGGGCGGUGUUCGGACACCCUUUCUCCUUGUUGUGGUUUAGUCCCUUCUCCACCCCUGAACAUGGGAAGGCUGAGACAUACCAGUAUGUGGUGUGAGAGCUCAGCACGGGGAACGAGGUUCGCCCCAGCCCUCACUGAGCAGACCUGUGGCUUUCUGUCCAUCCUUUCACUGUUAAACAUAAUUUACAUGAUAGGGCUGUCACUUUUCCCCAAAAUCUACUUUGAAGGAAUUUUACACUACAUACGGUUCCUUAAAGGAUAUUCAGAUAUUUGCCGUACAUGCAAUGACUGUUGGAAUAAGUCAUGUUAGGUUUAAGUCUUGUUGCAUUGCCUGUGGAGACGUACUCAGGUGGAGCUAACAACUGAGCUAGGUAAGCAGGUCUAGGGCUGAAACAAUUACUUGUCAACUAUUUUGAGAAUUGGUUUGAGGUUUUGUUUUUUUGUUUUUUUUACCUUCUUAAAUGUGAAUAUUUCAUUAUUUCUUUCAUAAUCAUAAUAGUUUGUGGACAAAGUGAACAUCAUUAUCACGUUUGAAAAACACUACGGAUCUGAAAGUAUCUAGUAUCUAUCUGAGAGUAUCUAUCUGCCGAUAUCAGUCAUUUCACACCUUUUAAACUAUAAAGCAACACAGUUGUGCCAUUUCAAGCUAUUUAAAACACAGAACUCCAAUAUGUAACGUAUUAUUUUCCCAUAACAGCCCAAAAAUUACUCAGCUAAAAUGCUGCUGCUGAUUUUUAUUUGCAUCUGAUUGUACCACAUUUUACAUUUUUUAUCCAGUCCAGCUAUUUUGACCAGUAUCAGACCGAUACAGAGUAUGGUAUCGGCUCAUCCCUAGUGUACAACCCAAAAUACUCUCACAUACGUGGAUCUCAGGCCAAUCUGUACUCACAUCGCCCUCUGUUGCACCACGGGGUAAUUACUUCAGGCGGUCUGAUAAGCUUCCAGUCUGUAUAUUUUCAACUUAAAUGUGAUUUAAACUUUUCAGGUUCAAACUCUCCCUCCUAAAUUGAAGUAGAUAUCUGAAUUUUGGAUAAAAAAGCGACAGCCCUACCCAACACACAUUAGCCAUGGGCAGCUUUUCACCUUUCAGUGUUGCCAAACAAAUUGUGCUUUACAUUCAAUGUUUUGUGUUGCCUUCAGUAACUCAAGUUACAGAGUUGAAGAAAGAACUUGAGUUUGUGUGUCCUGUUUGCAAACACUGUGAUGAGUCGGUCUUUUUCUGAACUACUUUCUGUUGUAGCAGAAGCGCCACCUUUUUCCCUGUGUUUUCUUUUGUUUUCCACUCGAAGGGUUGCUUAAGGUAAAUUAUAUAAAAAAGUGUAUUUAUGUAUACAUUUCAACUGCUACCUCAUUUCAAUGGAUGAGUAGGGAAUAUCCCUUUGUACCACAUUUUAUGAUUAAGCUUCACUGUCUACGGUUCAAUCCUUUCAUCUUUGCCCUUUUAAAUUAUACCCAAAUAAUUUGAUUAGCGGCUGCUGGGACUCAGACGGUUAAAAAGUUUUACUGACUCAUCCUUUGAAAUUAAAAAAAAUUAGUGAGUUCAAAUGUGGAACCCCCCAUUUUGGAGAAAGUCUUUGCCUGUGUGCAGGCAUGUGUGUGUACACUUGUAUUUAUAUCUUUGUGAGGACAUUUUGACCUUGUGGGGACAUUUUGAUUUUGUCUGGACUCCCCACAACUUUAAAAUGCUUUUUCAGGGUUAAGACUUAGUUUUAGGUUAGGGUUUGGCAUUUGGUUAGGGUAAAGAGCGAGGGAAUGCAAACCUGUCUUUGUGAGGACAUUUGACCUUUUUGAAUUUUUUUGUCUGGACCCCCCCACAACUUCAAAAGGCUUUUUCAGGGUUAAGACAUGGGUUUAAGGUGAAGGUUAGGCUCUUCGUUGUGAUGGUUAAGGUUAGGGUAAGGGGCUAGGGAAUACAUUAUGUCUAUGAGGUGUCCUCACUAAGAUAUAAAGACAAGUUUGUGUGUAUGUGAGGGAGAGAUUUGCUGGCAGUGAAACAGCCCCGGAGCCAUGUGGUGUUUUGAUGUUGUUAGCGUGUGUGGGUGUGUGUGAAUGAUAAACACACCGUCUUGGCUUUCAAUUAGAAAACUUAUCAAAUCCUAGUGGUGUUAAAGGGAUAGUUCUGGGUUUUUUUAAGGAAAGGAACACGGUUAACACUUUGUUUUGCUGUGAACGGGGACUUCUGCUACACUGAGAAAAUAUGGUGCCACGGGAAUGGGGUGUCUGACGGUUAACGGCUGAAAAUAUUCCCAAUCUAGUGUCCAUUUAGAAGGUUAUCAAUCUUCAUUUACGUUGCUCUAUGACGUUUUUCUCAGCUCUCCCUGGUCACAGCAUAAUAACGAGUCUCAAUCUCCUCCCUCCAAACAGGCAUUGGGCUGAAUGCUGUUUAUAUAAGUGUGUUUUAAUCCCCUCUUCUUGAAAAAAUCCUUUAAAUGGAAGUAUUAAAGAAAAGAACCAUCUCAUAUUUUUUAUUUUGCAGCAGUGGGGGUUUUAGCUUGACUGUAUUUCCCAGUUGUUUUUUUUAUUUAUGUUUACACAGCUUCUUAAAAGGUUGAUUGGCUCUGUGUGUGUGUUUAUCACUUCAGAACUUUUCCUGUGUGAAAUGCUGUCUGUUCUACAGUGUACAAUUUAACUCUCCUCUUCUGUGUUUACUUGAUAUUUUAUGUCUCUGGUAUCUGAAUGCAUGGCACAGGCGAAGGCGAUUAAAGUCAUGUAUGUAUUUAUGUGAACUGCUGGUUCCAUGUUGGAGAGUUGUUUUUUUUUAAAAAAAAACAUUUGAAUCAUUUCCAAAUAUUCUGAAGAUAUUUUCAGCACAUGCGCAGAGAAUAAAUAUUUCUCAGUUGCAACACAAAGUGCUUUCCUUUGUCUUUACUCGGUUUUUCUUUACUUCUCAAAGUUUGAAUAAUGUUUACCAAAAGAACAAAAGUCUCUACUUCCUGUGCAUCAGUCAUUUUCCCUGUUUUACCUCUCUCACAUUUUCCUCAUCUUUGUCUUCUGUUCAAUCCCACUUUGCCAUGUCCAUGUGAAAUGUUCUCUCCACACUCAUGCAUUCGCUUUGGUUGAUAACUCACUCUGUGAAAGCCUUUUCUGAAGCAGACCGCUCUUAAUAACUGUGACACAGAGGUAAGCUUGGAGCAGAGGUCACAAUAGUCACAUCACAUCACACGCAUGCAGAUUCGACUCCGAACGCCAAAAUGCAAAUUACCCCACUUUUUCUGUUGUCGUCGCUGUUUUAAAUUCAACCAAAACAUGAAUGAAUGAAUGAGUGAGUGAGCCCUGUGAUACCUGCACUGUUAUUUCUUUUCAAAUGUUUGUCAUCCAUUGGGUUUAAUCAUUUAUAUUUUUAAAGUGCAUGCAUGAGUACUUUUGUGCUUUGAGUAAAUCUUGGGUAUGUUUCUUAGAAAACAAGUGAAGCUUUUGCUCAGAUUUUUUUUGGAAUAUGGCCAGAUUAACAGAUUACUAAAAUUGGCUGUCAUCAUAUAUAUUUUCUUUUUACAGGAUUUCAUUUUGAAGUGUUAACUAAUUUAUUUUUGGCUUCCAGACACAAUUUACUGCUGCUAUUGAAUCCAAAAAAAU